AUGAAGAAGGCUAAAGAGACUGCCAAAAAAGAUAUUUUUCAAACCGAAAAGUCAAAACAAAAUACUAAAAAAGCUAAGCCUUCUAAUAGAGAAGAUAAAAUUAUAAUCGAGGCUAAUGCAGAUGACUGGUUUUGCACAAUAUGGCAAGAAUCUAUAGUUGAAGUUAUGAUAAAGUGCAACAAAUGUGAAACAUGGGCACAUGAAAUGUGUACUGACUUAUCACGACUUAAGGACGACUACGUGUGCGACUUCUGUCUUUAA
Molecule: messenger RNA, 261 nt
Organism: Acanthoscelides obtectus
Lineage: Eukaryota; Metazoa; Arthropoda; Insecta; Coleoptera; Chrysomelidae
Source: the annotation of a GenBank genome assembly